This is a messenger RNA of Ceratotherium simum simum (southern white rhinoceros), 2029 nucleotides long. It is a transcript of the gene MTRF1, whose product is annotated as mitochondrial translation release factor 1. NCBI's taxonomy places the organism in Eukaryota, Metazoa, Chordata, Mammalia, Perissodactyla, Rhinocerotidae. Gene Ontology annotation, biological process: mitochondrial translational termination. Gene Ontology annotation, cellular component: mitochondrion. Gene Ontology annotation, molecular function: translation release factor activity. The record is from RefSeq and is a predicted model, not a curated record.
UCUUGUGGGAAUUUUUCUCGCUUUGUCAUUUUUCCCUUUUGUUUCUUCCGUUAGCUCAUUGUUAUGUACACCCAAGGACGACUCCUCUGGAGAAGGGUCGAGACGGAGGAGGAGCCGGGAUCAAGUGUUAACCCGGAAGAAGUGAGCCAGGAAGUAAAAGUGAUCCCGUGUCUGUCGGUCUGAAAUGUAGCGAGUUACAGAAGGUUCCGACCUCAGUAAGGAAAGCUAACGUCUUUUUUCUUUUUCUUAGAUGCUGAGAUGAAUCGUCACCUGUGUGUUUGGCUUUUUAGACAUCCGUCUCUUAAUGGUCACCACCAGUGCCGCAUCCAGGCCCAUUCUUAUCAGUUUACACAGAUACAUCUUGAUACAAGACUGUGGGGUUUUAGACAAAAUAGAAAUCACAUUCUCCAUCAUCUAUUAAAUAAGAAUUGGUUUAGGAGAUAUUGUCAUCAAGACACCAGGAUGCUCUGGAAGCAUAAAGCACUACAGAAAUAUAUGGAAGGCCUGAAUAAGGAGUACCAAACACUUGAUCAGUGUUUGGAGCCUCUCUCUGUGACUGAAGGAGACCGAAGGUCCUUGAAUCGAAGGCGUGCUGAGUUGGCACCACUUGCAGCCAUUUACCAAGAAAUUAAGGAGGCUGAACAAGCAAUUGAAGAAUUAGAAUCAAUGUGUAAAAGCCUAAAUAAACAAGAUGAAAAGCAGUUACAAGAGCUUGUAUUGGAGGAAAGGCAAACCAUUGCUCAAAAAAUCAGCAUGUUAUACAGAGAGCUUUUCCAGAGUCUAGUGCCAAAGGAGAAAUAUGACAAAAAUGAUGUUAUUUUAGAGGUGACAUCUGGAAGAACAACUGGAGGUGAUAUCUGCCAACAAUUUACCCGGGAAAUAUUUGACAUGUACCAGAAUUAUUCAAGCUAUAAACACUGGAAAUUUGAACUUCUGAAUUAUACACCGGCUGAUUAUGGUGGGCUACAUCAUGCAGCUGCCCGAAUUUCCGGUGACAAUGUCUAUAAGCAUUUGAAGUAUGAAGGUGGGAUUCACCGAGUUCAGCGAAUCCCUGAGGUGGGCCUGUCGUCAAGGAUGCAGCGUAUUCACACGGGAACAAUGUCAGUUAUUGUCCUCCCUCAACCAGAUGAGGUAGAUGUGAAGGUGGACCCCAAGGAUUUGCGAAUAGAUACAUUUCGAGCCAAAGGAGCAGGAGGGCAGCAUGUUAAUACAACUGAUAGUGCUGUCAGACUUGUCCAUCUCCCUACAGGGCUUGUAGUGGAAUGCCAACAAGAACGAUCACAGAUAAAAAAUAAAGAAAUAGCUUUGCGAGUGUUGAGAGCUAGACUGUACCAGCAGAUUAUUGAGAAAGACAAGUGUCAACAACAAAGUGCUAGAAAACUGCAGGUAGGAACAAGAGCCCAAUCAGAGAGAAUUCGGACAUAUAAUUUCACCCAGGAUAGAGUCACUGACCACAGGAUAGCAUAUGAAGUUCGUGAUAUUAAGGAAUUUUUAUGUGGGGAGAAGUGCCUGGAUCAGCUAAUACAGACACUACUUCAGUCAGCAGACGAAGAAGCCAUUACUGAAUUUUUGGAUGAAAACCUUAAAUCAGCAAAAUAAAUGCUGAUUUAUUAUUUAUUAUUAUAUAAAUGAAAUGGACUCAUAUCAAGAAGCAGACUGAGGCAUGGAAAUCUUUAUGAAUGUUCAUAAACUACAGCCAAAAACACACAGUACUUACAAAUAUAUUUUUUAAUGAAUCAUCACAUUUCUUGACCUAAGAGUUUAUUUUAGGUUUCCUGUAAAGUAUAGUACAACUCUUCAAGUAGAAAACAAGCAUGUGUCGUUGAAAAGAGAACUAAAGUAUUGAGAAUUAAUUAGGUGAUUUAGGACAGGUCACUUGUUCUCUUUAUAUGCCUUUUUUUUUUUUUUAACCAUCUAUAAAUUAAUUUAAACACAUUUUUUAUCUGUUAUUUAAGGACUUUACUACCUGGUAAAAUUUAGUGAUAUAAGAUUUAUAAACUUCUUUGUAAACCCCUAUUUAAAGACAAAG